Messenger RNA from Talaromyces amestolkiae, 2766 nucleotides. RefSeq lists its product as uncharacterized. The record is from RefSeq and is a predicted model, not a curated record. Bases 1 to 2766 code for a protein of 921 amino acids. Gene Ontology annotation, biological process: regulation of Rab protein signal transduction. The transcript has 4 exons. Lineage: Eukaryota; Fungi; Ascomycota; Eurotiomycetes; Eurotiales; Trichocomaceae. Gene Ontology annotation, cellular component: cytoplasmic vesicle.
AUGGCUCCCUCACUGAGAGAUCACUCAUCCUUCGUCCGCCCGUCCACUCGGGACCGGCCCGUGACUAGAGACCAAGCCGACAAUUCUCUUGUUAUUCCCAGUCGCACUUCAUCUUUACACUCUCGUAUCACCCAGCCAAUUCCCUCGACUUUGAACCUGAAGCCCGCACAGCGCACACCCAAGACUUUGACCCAUGCCUAUAUGGUCUGUGGUGUUGGCCGAGAGCCAUCCCAAUGGGUCAAGGCGCCUGCACCGAUUCAGGGGAAAAUCCAGCACAUGAAGGGCGCCGUUGGCCAGUUCUGGUUGCCCGAGAUCCUUGGUAGCAGCCCGCGGUUGGAGCAGGAUAAUGAGAUUGCGCGGUCUUUGCACGCCGCCAUGAGGGCAUGCUUUCCCCAUGAUGUUGAAAUUUGCACUGGCAAAUCACAGCCCCACUGCGUCCACCACUCAUUUGUUCUGCAGCAGGACUCAUCACACACCCUGUACGGUAUUGCACUGCGUGUCUGGUCUCGCGCCGACGAGAAGCGUGCCGAAACCAUCCGCGACCUACGCAAGAAGACCGAGUCCGACUACUAUGACAACCCCGACGAGACCUACUGGAUUCCUUACUGCUUGAGUUUCCUGUCUCGUUAUCCUCUUUAUGAUCUUUUAGGAGAUUACCUUCGUGGCAUGUGGAUUCACUGGAACAAAGCCACCAACCUGUUCCAUGCGGAAGAAGUCUCUCGUAUCCUCAGUUUCCCAGCUCCGCGCCUAAACGACUUGGUCCGAAUUGAUAUGAAGGAUUACGCACUAUGCUAUCAGUUCCCUUCCUCUCCGACCGGGUUCCAGAACUUUUCCAUGUGGCCGCUCUUCAACUGUCUCUCCAUUCCCAACAUCGUAGGCGUUAUCGAGGCAGCUGUUUCCCCAACUCGCCGGAUCAUCUUCGUCAGUCACUACCCCGCCAUGCUCACCAUCGCCGCUGAGACUAUUCGAUUCUGCGUUCGUGUAUAUGAGUGGAGUGGUCUUUAUGUUCCUGUGGUGCAUGCCCGUCAUGCCAAGGAGCUCGUCGAGGAGCCCGGUCCUUACAUUCUCGGUAUCUCUCCUGAGUGCCGUUCCUUGUUUACCGCACCAUCGGACGCUUUGGUUGUCGACCUUGACCGAAACUUCGUCCUCACCUCCAGCCCACCCAACGUCCUUUCCCCGGGCCAGCGUACCAAAUUCAUCAACCGUCUGACACAAGCCUUGAACGGUGAAGUCACCCCGUCCGGCGUACCACAGCAUUUGCGUUCUGCGUAUGGCGGUGGCAAGCUGAUCCCCGCCGGGCAGAUCAUCGUGAUGAAGGGUGAAGUGGAGAGUGUUCAGGAUCCUGCUUGGUGGAACCAAGAUGCGAUCAUGAGCGUCACCGAUCACGUCUGCGAGAAACUUGGACGCAACACGGGUAUGAAGGCCAUUUUCGGUGGCUCCGUCAAGAAGCCACUCAUGACCAAGGUGUCGAUGAGACACUUGAACGAGAUUGUCCGCGAGCGCAACCAAUACUCUCGCGAUACCGUGGAAGCCUGGCAGGAUUUCAUCAACCUCAAGGGACGCAUGGACACCGAGCUAUCCAAGGUCACCAAGCGCAACAAUUUCUUGGUCGAAGAGUUGGAGACUUGGAAGCAGCAGUUCCUCAAAUUCCAAGCUUUUGCUGAGCAGCUUACCAAGGAGACCUCCGAGCUCAAGGUCAAGAUUGAAGGACACAAGCGUGAGAACCGCCGUCUCACUACCCUCAUCGACACACAAAAGGAUGACAUUACCCGUCUUACUCUUCGUCUUUCCGGCACUGAGAAGCAACGUGAUGAUGCCUUGGAGGCAUUGGUUCUUCAGCAAGAAAUCGCCGAGGAGCUUGAGCGCGAGCGUAAGCGCAACCAGAAGGAGCUCUCAGCUAUGGAGCACCGUACCUCGACUCUCACUCGUCAACGUGAUGAGGCUCAGAGGAUUGUGGUGCACUUGCGCAGCUUGAUCGAUGGCCAGACCCACCACAUGGAACACAUCAUUCGAAACCUCGCCAGCUCUACUGACCUUGGUGAAUACAUCGACCAGGCCCUAGAGAACUCAGCCCAAGAGUCCACUUCAACAUCAUCGCCCGCACGGUCAAUGACUGAAAGUCCCAAGUCUAUGAAACGCCUAUCCCGACCUGGCUCUCGCGUUCGUCUCUCUGGUGCAUUCAACAGCCGCUCCAGCAGUGCAAGCGAUAACAUUAGCCCUGAGAUGGACUCUGUUAUGGACAAGGCACAACGACGCCUCUCUCAGAUGAGCAUGCCUGAUGUGGCUGACCGCUAUCUGAAGGACAAGACCGAUGCUAUUGCGGCUAUCAUUCGCAACAUCAGUGAGCAGUGUGCUGCUGCCGUCGAGGGAUUGCACCUUGCUCAAGAUGCUGAGAACGAGGAGGCAGCCAAGGACGAGACUCACCUUGCGCCUUCUAACUCUGGCACCCGUGAAGAAGGCAGUGAAGCCGGCGAGAGCGAGAGCGGAUACCUCCACGCCGACAACCGUGUCUCCAGCAUUCCACCAACACCAGAUCUCGUGCACAACCGUUCUAGCACGUCCAUGUCGAUGGUCAGCACAUCAACCAUUGCGGAGCGUUCCAGCCAGCAGUACAACCCUGGAGAAAUUCCCACCAAGAUUGUGGAAGACGAAGAUGAGCACCUCCACGAGACGGAAGGCUUCGUUGACCCCAAUGAAACCCCCACAGUCUCCAAGAAGCCCAGUCAAGGCAUGAUCAAUGCCCCGGCCUCACGUGUCAUUUCUUGA